Messenger RNA from Acytostelium subglobosum LB1, 849 nucleotides. RefSeq lists its product as hypothetical. Gene Ontology annotation, cellular component: cytoplasm. Gene Ontology annotation, molecular function: zinc ion binding; protein binding. Bases 1 to 849 code for a protein of 282 amino acids. NCBI's taxonomy places the organism in Eukaryota, Evosea, Eumycetozoa, Acytosteliales, Acytosteliaceae. The transcript is spliced from 2 exons. The record is from RefSeq and is a predicted model, not a curated record.
AUGGAAUUCCCUCAACUUGGAGCUCAUUGUAACAUUAAAUUCUGUAAUCAAUUGGAUUACCUGCCAUUCCAAUGUGACUCGUGUCAUUUAAAGUUCUGUUUGGAACAUAAAUCUCCACAAUCACAUCAAUGCAAACAUUAUGUACCAAAGGAGAGAAGGACACAACCAUGUCCAGUAUGCUCAGAGUUGUUGGUAAUUGGUAAAGAUGAUAAUACCGACGAGAUCGUUGCCAAUCACCUUGAGAAACAAUGUGGCAAAGCCGUCACUAAGAAGCCCUUAAGCUUCGCCUGUAAAUUCAAAGGAUGCAAGAACAAAGAGUUUGUCUCUGUUCUCUGUGAGCAUUGCAAAGAUAACUAUUGUUUCAAACAUCGAUUCCCAACUAGCCAUAAAUGUGAGUAUGAACCAAAGACAACGACACAAUCUCCUCCAACCUCACUCUUCAAGACAACUCCAAUAACUGCAACAACAACAACAAAGACAUUGGUUCAACCUACACCCAUCAAUGUACAAAGACAACAACAGCAACAACAAGAUUUAAGGAGUAUUAGAGAAAGACAUCAAGCUAGUUAUAACGCUGCACGUGCCCCAGCACCAGUUGCCAUAACUACACCACCUACUGCUGAGAUCAAUGUGUUGCUGACCAAUGGAGAAGUGCUCUCCAAGACAUUCAGAUGCACCGAUCAAUUCCGUGAGGUACAACGAUACAUUGAUGCACAUCGUACCGAUGGCAAGAUACCCUAUUCAAUCCUUGCCGAAGACAAUCAUCUCUUUGACAUCAGUGACACUCAUCUAACAUUGAAAGAUCUGAACCUAUAUCCACAAGCUACACUUGUACUUAUAGUUGGUUAA